GAACUAGAGGCGGGGACCCGGUUUCCAGCCGGUUGCGGAGAGACGAGCGCUUCCGGGGACUGGAGCGUGCGCGCUGAGGUAUACGGAACGCGUGCGGGGUCUCUUCCGGAGUCUUUUCCUGGACGGGGUACCUGCGGCGGGUGUGUUUCGGCCUGGCCUGGGCAGGCGCUUGUGCUGCCAGGGCGCCGGGCCCGGGGAGGCCGGGGUCUCGGGUGGCCGCCGGCCCAGGCGCUGGACGGCAGCAGGAUGGGGAAGGCGAAGGUCCCCGCCUCCAAGCGCGCCCCGAGCAGCAGCCCCGUGGCUAAGCCGGGUCCUGUCAAGACGCUCACUCGGAAGAAAAACAAGAAGAAAAAAAGGUUUUGGAAAAGCAAGGGGCAGGAAGUAAGCAAGAAGCCAGCAAGCGGCCCCGGUGCUGUGGUGCGACCUCCAAAGGCACCAGAAGACUUUUCUCAAAACUGGAAGGCGCUGCAAGAGUGGCUGCUGAAACAAAAAUCUCAGGCCCCAGAAAAGCCUCUUGUCAUCUCUCAGAUGGGUUCCAAAAAGAAGCCCAAAAUUAUGCAGCGAAACAAAAAAGAGACCUCACCUCAAGUGAAGGGAGAGGAGAUGCCGGCAGGAAAAGACCAAGAGGCCAGCAGGGGCUCUGUUCCUUCAGGUUCCAGGAUGGACAGGAAGGUUCCAGCACCUCGCACCAAGGCCAGUGGAGCAGAGCACAAUAAGAAAGGAACCAAGGAGAGGACAAAUGGUGAUGUUGUUCCAGAACGAGGGGACAUCAAGCACAAGAAGCGGAAAGCUAAGGAGGCAGCCCCAGCCCUACCCACCGAGGAAGACAUCUGGUUUGACGACGUGGACCCGGCGGAUAUCGAAGCUGCCAUAGGUCCAGAGGCGGCCAAGAUAGCGAGGAAGCAGUUGGGUCAGAGCGAGGGCAGCGUCAGCCUCAGCCUCAUGAAAGAGCAGGCCUUCGGCGGCCUGACAAGAGCCUUAGCCUUGGACUGUGAGAUGGUGGGCGUGGGCCCUAAGGGGGAGGAGAGCGUGGCCGCCCGUGUGUCCAUCGUGAACCAGUAUGGGAAGUGCGUUUAUGACAAGUACGUCAAACCAGCCGAGCCUGUGACGGACUAUAGGACAGCGGUCAGUGGGAUUCGGCCUGAGAACCUCAAGCAGGGAGAAGAGCUUGAAGUUGUUCAGAAGGAAGUGGCAGAGAUACUGAAGGGCAGAAUUCUAGUGGGCCACGCUCUGCAUAAUGACCUAAAGGUACUGUUUCUUGAUCAUCCAAAAAAGAAGAUUCGGGACACACAGAAAUAUAAGCCUUUCAAGAGUCAAGUAAAGAGUGGAAGGCCGUCUCUGAGACUACUUUCAGAGAAGAUCCUUGGGCUCCAGGUCCAGCAGGCAGAGCACUGUUCGAUUCAGGAUGCCCAGGCAGCAAUGAGGCUGUAUGUCAUGGUGAAGAAGGAGUGGGAGAGCAUGGCCCGAUACAGGCGCCCCCUGCUGACCGCUCCAGACCACUGCAGUGACGACGCCUAGCAGUCCUGCCGUGCUGCUGCUGCCACCCUGCUACAGAGGCAAUAUGACCAGUCACUGGGACAGAUCACAUCUCCCCAGAGUGGCAACUCUGGUGAAACCUUUUCAGAAUCAUGGCAGAGGGGCAUGGCAUGGUGCUACUGAGAACGUCCUCCUUCCUCUUGACUUUGUGGUCUGAAACCUGGUCUUACUCUCCAUGUGUGUUUGGGCCCGGAUGGUCAGGGUGGGGAGCAGGGACUGCCAUGGGCAUGCCUGGCCACGUUUUACCGACUGCUGACCCCCUGGGCGAGGCGAGGAUGGGGCCUGUGGGCCGCCAGCCCGUACGGUGCUGUCACCGCCCAUCUUCGGUGACACCUGGGGUGAGGUACUCAGCACCUUCCUCUCGGGGAGCCACAUUUUCCUCCUUUGUCUUAGGGGACAUAACAAGCUCUGCUAGGCUUGAGGGACCCAGACCAGGUGUCUGCAGUCAGCUCCUGAGACAGCUGGCCGGCACAACAGGUGUUCCAUCCGGGGUUUCCCGUGGCCGUUUGGACUUUGAGCGUUUAUCUAAAUUAAAUUGGCCCAGGGUUGGCUGGUGGGUCACCCAGCAGAGGCUUCUCCCCAUAGCACGAGGAUGCGUCGCCCGGGCACGGUGACCGCGGUUAUUCCUGGAGGUCGGCAGACAUGCUGACCUUGGGCUAUUUGAGCUGGAUAAGCUAUGUGAUGCUAGCCGGUGGCUUUUUGGGCUAGGCCCCAGUUUGAGGCUCCCCUGGGAACUAGAGUCAGGAACAGCUAGUGGCACUGACAAAGGGAUGGAAUCCAAGGCGUUAUUGGGCCACCUGACAGCUGGAUGGAAAAGGUGCAGACGCACCGAGGAUGUGAUUUAAAAUAAAUGCAGAUGUUUACUUUGAAUGGA
Molecule: messenger RNA, 2410 nt
Organism: Nomascus leucogenys (northern white-cheeked gibbon)
Lineage: Eukaryota; Metazoa; Chordata; Mammalia; Primates; Hylobatidae
Gene: REXO4
Product: RNA exonuclease 4
Biological process (GO): DNA catabolic process; rRNA processing
Cellular component (GO): nucleus
Molecular function (GO): nucleic acid binding; 3'-5' exonuclease activity
Source: RefSeq, a predicted model, not a curated record